This is a messenger RNA of Strongyloides ratti, 840 nucleotides long. RefSeq lists its product as hypothetical. The record is from RefSeq and is a predicted model, not a curated record. The transcript has 2 exons. NCBI's taxonomy places the organism in Eukaryota, Metazoa, Nematoda, Chromadorea, Rhabditida, Strongyloididae. The coding region runs from base 1 to 840 and encodes 279 amino acids.
AUGUUGAUUAUUGAUAAGUUUCAAACCACAACUAUUUCUUCUUUAGAUUAUUGUAAAGAUUAUCCUGCUUUUAAUUUCACCUCAACAAAAAUGGAUAAAUUACUCAGUAGUAUUGAUGAUUUUGUAGAACAAACUCUUGUUAGUGAAAAUUAUGAAAAUGUUUAUAAAAAAGUAGAAAAUUACUUUAAAAGUAUUAUUAAUAAAGAUGUUUUUAAAUAUAUUAUUUAUGAUUCUGAAAGUUUAUUUAAAACAGAAUGUAAAAAAACAUUGAGUAUUACAGAACUUUUAACUUAUAGAAAAGAAUUACGAUUGUAUAGUUCAAUUGAAUAUUCGAUUAUUAAAGAUUUUAAUGAAAAUGAUUUUAAUAAAUUCUUCAUUAAUGAAAUACGUUGUAUUUUAAAUUUUAUAGAACGCUACAAAAGUGAUGAUGUUCUUUAUACUUUUCCCAAUAAUAUUGAAGCAUUAAAAAAAACAUUUGUUAUUGAUAUUUUUAAUACUGAUGAAGAAAAACUUGAUAAAGAACUUGAAUUACUAUACCGUAAAGUUGUUAUUAUUUAUUCAGCAAUAUUUUCAAAUAAUUAUUCAUCUAAACAAUAUAGAAUAGGUAUAUUAAUGGAAUUAAAAUUUUUGAAAGCAUGUCUUCAUUAUAUAUCUUUUGAUAUGGAUAGAAGAUUAAUGAGAAUUAAAAAAUAUAUGAAAAAUUUUAGAAUCAAAUAUUUAAAAAAUGAGAUUGGAGUUGGAACUUCAACAAGACUUGAUGAUUUACUUGAACUUCCUCAAUUUCAUUUUAUUAAUUUGGAAAGAGAAGUAUCUUUAAAUUUAAAAAAUUUGCAUGUAUAA